AUGGAGAGUAAGGUAGCGUCUGUUGUUACGGCAGACAUUGAAAAACCAUUAACUAUUAAUCUGGAAGGGACUACCAUUGAAGCUGCCGAGCAAACGACAAGUACUGAGAAUACCAUUGAGCCCUCAACGGUGACAACAGGAAAAGAUAACAGUGUUUCGAAAAACAAAGUAGAAGAGAAUGAAUACUCGCGUGCAGAGACUGUUCGUCGUGACAUUGAGAGAGGAGUUGUAACAAUUAAUAAUAAUGAAAUCAUUGAUGAUCAGGAUCUCGAGUUGUUGUUACUCGACGGAGUUUCCAAGUUUGAGCCAUUGGUCAAGCUAAAUUCAGAGACAAGCGGUUUUACUUUGGGGGGGCUUUUUGGAAAUGGCACUGCAGCUGCUGAGGAUAGAG
Molecule: messenger RNA, 391 nt
Organism: Paraglomus occultum
Lineage: Eukaryota; Fungi; Glomeromycota; Glomeromycetes; Paraglomerales; Paraglomeraceae
Source: the annotation of a GenBank genome assembly